Molecule: messenger RNA, 270 nt
Organism: Brenthis ino (lesser marbled fritillary)
Lineage: Eukaryota; Metazoa; Arthropoda; Insecta; Lepidoptera; Nymphalidae
Source: the annotation of a GenBank genome assembly
AUGUCUAGUACAUCACAGAAACAUCGUAAUUUUGUAGCUGAACCUAUGGGAGAGAAGCCUGUCACGGAUUUAGCAGGAGUAGGAGAAGUUCUUGGAAAACGAUUGGAAACUGCUGGUUUCGAUAAGGCUUAUGUUGUUUUGGGACAGUUUUUAGUCCUAAAAAAAGACAAGGAGUUAUUUCAAGAAUGGAUGAAAGAAACCUGCAGUGCCAACUCCAAGCAAUCUGCAGAUUGUUAUCAAUGUCUUAAAGAUUGGUGUGAUGAAUUUUUG